UUGGCUAGAGAGGUUCUGAUUGGCUGGGACGGAUUGGCGCCCCUCUGGAGGUGGCUUGUGAUUGGUUAAUGGAGAAGCGCUGGGUGGACAGAGUGUUUGAUUGGUUGCAAAUUCUUAGCGCGCCAACAGGCCGUAAGAAGUGUCUAAAACAGAAGCCGCAGGAACGCGAGCAGUAUGUGGAACAAUCACGGUGGAUUUGAUGGCGGCUAUGGUGGCUCUGGGAUGGGAGGCGGUGGAUAUAUGCAGUCACCUGGAGGAUUUGGAUCUCCAGCCCCUACUCAGGGCGAAAAGAAGUCUAGGUCAAGGGCUCAGCAGAUAGUGCCAUGUACUGUGUCACAGCUACUUUCUGCUGCCCAAAGUGAUGAGGUGUUCAGGAUUGGAGAAGUUGAGCUUUCUCAGGUGACAAUUGUUGGCAUAGUAAGGCACGCAGAAAAGGCUCCAACAAAUAUUUUAUAUAAAGUGGAUGACAUGACUGCUGCACCAAUGGAUAUUCGACAGUGGGUGGACACAGAUGAAGCAAGCCAUGAAAAUGUUGUGGUACCCCCUGGAAGUUAUGUGAAAGUGUCUGGUCAUCUUCGUUCAUUCCAGAACAAGAAAAGUGUUGUUGCUUUUAAGAUUGCACCUAUUGAAGACAUGAAUGAGUUUGUAUCUCACAUGUUGGAAGUUGUUCAGGCUCACAUGAGUCUCAAUGUCCAGAGUCCUUCUGGAGGUGGAGGAACUUCUACAGUGCUCAGUACACCUGGACGAGUGGUAAAUACUGGAGGAAGUUUCACAGGAGGAAAUGAUAUGCAGACAAAUGGACUGACGCCACACCAGAGUCAGAUUUUAAACCUAAUUAAAAGCUGCAAAGGAAAUGAAGGCAUGGGCUUCGAUGAACUGAAAGCAAGACUUCAUGGAAUGAACGUUAAUACAAUUAAACAAGCUUUGGAUUUCCUCAGCAAUGAAGGCCACAUUUAUUCAACAGUGGAUGACGACCAUUAUAAGUCAACAGAUGGUGAUUAAGAUGAUCAGGUUACAUAUGGAAUGAACAGAUAAAAGCAUCAAUAUUACAAUCUGGGGAUUCCCAAGCGCUCUGCUCUGAUGCAUCCCAUUUGUAAAGACUUUUUUGGAUUUCUUUUCAUAGAAAAAUGCCAUAAUUUUUCUAAAUGAGAAAAUAUUUACUGUUCAACUUUUGGACAGUGGUAAAUCACAAAAGAGAAAACUUGGCCUGUGAACGAAAAGAAAAUGCUUUAAAGAAAACCCUAAAGUCUAAAAAAUCUAAAGGGCUUCACUAGAAAUGUUUGUAAAUAGUGUUUCAAUGAUAAUAAAAAUCUUUCCAAAACAGUG
Hyla sarda is the source of this 1326-nucleotide messenger RNA. It is a transcript of the gene RPA2, whose product is annotated as replication protein A2. The record is from RefSeq and is a predicted model, not a curated record. Gene Ontology annotation, molecular function: DNA binding. Gene Ontology annotation, cellular component: DNA replication factor A complex; chromosome, telomeric region; nucleus. The coding region runs from base 175 to 1002 and encodes 275 amino acids. The transcript has 9 exons. Gene Ontology annotation, biological process: nucleotide-excision repair; double-strand break repair via homologous recombination; DNA replication. Lineage: Eukaryota; Metazoa; Chordata; Amphibia; Anura; Hylidae.